This is a messenger RNA of Caenorhabditis remanei, 1395 nucleotides long. RefSeq lists its product as uncharacterized. The transcript is spliced from 7 exons. The record is from RefSeq and is a predicted model, not a curated record. Lineage: Eukaryota; Metazoa; Nematoda; Chromadorea; Rhabditida; Rhabditidae. Bases 1 to 1395 code for a protein of 464 amino acids.
AUGACCACAUGUCUCAUUCUCCUUCUCUUCAUGGCGAUUGGUGUGGAAAUAGUCUCAAGCAAUCAACAUUCUGUGCUGGAGAGAUACGAAGAGAGAUUAAAUUCAGCACUGUCCAAACGAACAGGAGUUCCAAGAACUGUCAAAAGGUACAAGUGUGUUGAAGAAUAUGUGACUUAUGAUCAACACGGACGGGCGGUCACUUCUUAUCAGGGAUCCAGAUUCACAACAACGAUGGAGCCACCGACGUAUCGAACUUCUGGCGAAAAAGAAAUUCGACGAAAACCUGCGAAGAAAGUCACCAUCUCAAUUAACAGAAAUUCUGAAGAAACAACGACUCAAAUGGUGACGUCAUCGACUGAAAAGAGUGAACCGACGACGUCAUCGAAGCCAUUCGACGAGAUGAAUGAUGAGGAAGCUGAUAGAAUCAUUGAGGAGAUGUACCUGAAAAAGAAGGAGAGUCACGCAACGGAAUCACCGGAAAUCGUCACAGAGGUCAUCCGAACCGAAUCACCAAGACCUUUACCGCCACCGCCACCUCCUCCGUCACCUCCACAGCAGCGCGCCUAUUCGACGUCAUCAUCGUCUUCGUCGAAUCCAGGAGUGCAGAGAUAUAAUCCGGUGAAACAGAAUAAAAUAGAUCGUGAAGAUAGUGAUGAAGACUAUCCGAGCUCCGUUUAUCAUAGAAGAUCGAGGAAGAGACCAUAUGAUAUGUCAACUUAUGAUGAUUAUGAUGACAUUCCAUUGUACAGACCAAUGAGAAGAGAAUACCGAAUGCGUCGUCGCCGUCCGAUCCUUUUCUCCGACGACUUCUCAGAUGACACUGAUUUUGAUCGUCGUAUCGAAAACUCUCCUCGCCAACAAACCACCCGUGAUCUCUCUCCGUUGAGAUCCCUUAAACAUCUUCGGCACAUUCCUCCUUCCUUCCCUCCACCACAAUAUAGACCACCAGUCCCUCCACCAAUGCAACUUCCAAUAUCUGCAUCAACCAACAUGAUUCAUAACCGGAUGCCACUGCCAAUGGCUCCGCAGAUGAGGCAUCCUGCUGCACCACCAGGAGCUCAUCAAAUGAUGGCAAUGCCCCCGGGAUUGGGUCACAUUCCAAUGCCACCACCUCCACAACCACUUCAGCCAAUUCAACAGCAACAAAGUAUGAAUUCAGGAGGAGAAGACGUGCUGAAAAUGAAGCCAAUUCUCCAAGCAAACCCUCAAGAAAUGCAAACGGCGACAGAAGAAAGUUGCCAGAAAAUCAAAACGUUGGCAAAGAGUUUUAUGAUUAAGGAUGUGUCGAAAUGGGCGAGGAGCAACUGUUCUGUCUUGCAGGCGUACGCUCCAAAUGCCAGCUGUGAACUCAUAUUCCAUUUCAUAGAUUCUUGCAGAAACAAGAGAUUCUUCUAA